Knipowitschia caucasica is the source of this 780-nucleotide messenger RNA. NCBI's taxonomy places the organism in Eukaryota, Metazoa, Chordata, Actinopteri, Gobiiformes, Gobiidae. The record is from the annotation of a GenBank genome assembly.
AUGGAGAAGAAGCAGGGGAAGGAGAAGAAGCAGAAGAAGGGGAAGAUGGGGAAGAAGCAGAAGAAGCAGAAGAAGAAGAAGAAGAAGCAGAAGAAGAAGAAGAAGAAGAAGCAGAAGAAGAAGAAGAAGGGGAGGAAGCGGAAGAAGGAGAAGAAGCAGAAGAAGGGGAAGAUAGGGAAGAAGCGGAAGAAGAAGCAGCAGAAGAAGGGGAGGAAGCAGAAGAAGGAGAAGAAGCAGAAGAAGGGGAAGAAGCAGAAGAAGCAGAAGAAGGGGAAGAAGCAGAAGAAGCAGAAGAAGGGGAAGAAGCAGAAGAAGCAGAAGAAGGGGAAGAAGCAGAAGAAGCAGAAGAAGGGGAAGAAGCAGAAGAAGGGGAAGAAGAAGAAGAAGAAGCAGAAGAAGGGGAAGAAGCAGAAGAACAAGAAGAAGAAGAAGAAGCAGAAGAAGGAGAGGAAGAAGAAGAAGAAGAAGAAGAAUAAGAAGCAGAAGAAGGGGAGGAAGCGGAAGAAGGAGAAGAAGCAGAAGAAGGGGAAGAAGAAGAAGCAGAAGAAGAAGAAGCAGAAGAAGAAGCAGAAGAAGGAGAGGAAGAAGAAGAAGAAGAAGAAGAAUAAGAAGCAGAAGAAGGGGAGGAAGCGGAAGAAGGAGAAGAAGCAGAAGAAGGGGAAGAAGAAGAAGCAGAAGAAGAAGAAGCAGAAGACGGGGAGGAAGCGGAAGAAGGAGAAGAAGCAGAAGAAGCGGGAAAAAAUGGAACAUAAAACCUUGAGGAGCAGGAAAGAGAGCUGA